AUUGUUUCCCAAAUAAGUACUCAAGUAAACGUCCGAAAUAGGGCAGGCGUCAGAUCUCUCUCGCUUCGACGCAGGAGCGCUUCCUCUCGUGGGUCGGUUUCCGGUGGUAGCUCGGCGAACUAUCCGACGCUGCAGAGGAAGAAAGAGGGAGGAGUGUGAGACGAUGCAUUCUUUCGGCUACAGGGCGAACGCUGUGGUGACGUUCGCCGUCACCAUCUUGGCUGUUACGUGCGCCAUGGUCUCCCUCUCAGACAACUUCAAUUCUCCCUCGCCCACCGCCGACGUCAAGGUUCUUAAUAUAAAUUGGUUCCAGAAGCAGCCAAAUGGGAAUGAUGAGGUCAGCUUAACACUGAACAUAUCGGCGGAUCUUUCAUCUCUAUUCACGUGGAAUACUAAGCAGGUGUUUGUCUUUGUAGCAGCUGAAUAUGAGACACCUCAGAAUGCCUUGAAUCAGGUUUCACUUUGGGACGGAAUCAUACAAUCAAAAGAGCAUGCUAAAUUUUGGAUUCAUACCACAAACAAGUACCGUUUCACCGACCAGGGCAACAACCUCAGAGGCAAGGAUUAUAACAUGACACUUCAUUGGCAUAUCAUGCCGAAGACUGGCAAGAUGUUUGCCGACAAAAUAGUAAUGACGGGAUACUACCUUCCUCAGGAUUACAAAUAGUAAAUGCUUGCAGUUAAUUCCUCUAGCUGAUUUAAUUUAAACAUUCGAGAAUUUGAUACGAUGUACGAUUCUAACUGCAAGUUUUGCAAAAGGGUAGGAGUUAAUGUUGUUGGAUUUUCUCGCCUAUUCCUCUUAUGUAGGCUUUUGUACCUUUUCUGGGGAAAACAGCAAAAGUUAGGUAUCUUACUUUCCUGCACUUGUGUAUUAUCUUUUUCACCACCAUUUUGUCGAUGAUAAAAUCUCCUUUUGGAUAA
Messenger RNA from Zingiber officinale, 921 nucleotides. RefSeq names its product signal peptidase complex subunit 3B-like. Bases 164 to 667 code for a protein of 167 amino acids. Gene Ontology annotation, cellular component: membrane; signal peptidase complex. Lineage: Eukaryota; Viridiplantae; Streptophyta; Magnoliopsida; Zingiberales; Zingiberaceae. The record is from RefSeq and is a predicted model, not a curated record. Gene Ontology annotation, biological process: protein targeting to ER. The transcript is spliced from 7 exons.